CAAAAUUUGGGCAGCUGAGAACCAAAACAACACCAACCUUCUCAGAGCCUCAUGGAGCCAGAAGCCUUAAAAAUAUGUCCUUAUAACCCAACCCACAGGAUGCCAGCCAGCAGGUUACAGUACCACCUGGCAUCAUGCAAAAAGAAAAAUCCAAACAUAGCUAAAAGGAUGGCUAACUGCAAAUAUAAUGCUUGUCAUGUGGUUCCAAUCGAAAGGCUCAAGGAACAUGAGGCUAACUGUGUCUACAGAAAUGCUAUAGAUGAUGAACCAGUUAAUCUUCCCAAGUUUAUUUCUCCAAGUUUGGAAUUAAAUGAAAAACUUUCUAGUUCUGCCAAUCAGAUUCCUGAUGCAGUUGUCUGGAACGUAGAUACCAUGGAUCACUCUUCAUUCAUUCUUAAAACUUUUACUCCAAAAAUGCUGGUUUGUGAAAGUGACUCAAGAGACCGAAAUAAAGAGGAUAUGGCUAAGCAUCCUAACAACAAUAAAAGGCAGAAAAACUGA
Molecule: messenger RNA, 501 nt
Organism: Fukomys damarensis (Damara mole-rat)
Lineage: Eukaryota; Metazoa; Chordata; Mammalia; Rodentia; Bathyergidae
Product: gametocyte-specific factor 1-like
Exons: 7
Coding region: 52-501 (149 amino acids)
Source: RefSeq, a predicted model, not a curated record